Messenger RNA from Girardinichthys multiradiatus, 2681 nucleotides. RefSeq names its product protein kinase C, eta, a (gene prkcha). NCBI's taxonomy places the organism in Eukaryota, Metazoa, Chordata, Actinopteri, Cyprinodontiformes, Goodeidae. Gene Ontology annotation, biological process: protein phosphorylation. The record is from RefSeq and is a predicted model, not a curated record. Bases 282 to 2318 code for a protein of 678 amino acids. The transcript has 14 exons. Gene Ontology annotation, molecular function: diacylglycerol-dependent serine/threonine kinase activity; ATP binding.
UUAGUCUUGUGUGCGUUUUGCGUGUGUCUUGUCAGAAAUUAAGCGGAACUUCCAGGUCCUGUCUGCAGCUUCCUAUUUUACUGCAAGCAGAUCAGGUUGACAGAGCGCCUGUACACACUGCGCAGAGACUGAGCUGACAGGAUGACUCUGAAGCCAAGUUGGACUUAAUUUUAACAGUCGCCGGGUUUUAUCAUGAAAUGAUCGUGGGUGUUUUUAAUGCACCUUGUCUUUUUUAUGAUUCAUUUUGUUCUCGUUUCUGACGCGUUGGGCGCUGUUUAAAAAUGAAGUUUAACGGAUACCUGAAGCUGCGGAUCGGAGAGGCGCUCAACCUCAAACCGACAACCUUCUCAAGGCGCCACACCGUCAUCUUCAACAAGGCCCCCCAGAGUCUGGACCCCUACAUAAUGGUGAAAGUGGACGACUUCAAGAUCGGGCAGACUCACUCCAAACAGAAAACCAACAUGCCCACGUACAACGAGGAGUUCUGCCUGAACGUGAACGACGGGAAACAGAUCGAGCUGACGGUUUUCCACGAAACUCCAAUAGGAUACGACGACUUCGUGGCCAACUGCACCAUCCAGUUCGAGGACCUGAUCAAAACCUCCAACACAGGAGAUACUUUUGAGGGAUGGAUGGACUUAGAACCAGAGGGCAAAGUCUACGUCCUUAUUACGCUCACUGGAUCGUUCACCGAUGAUGUCGCAGUAAUAAAAGAGAACACCCACAAAGAGUUUACAAGGACGCGGCAGGGCGCUGUGAGGCGAAGGAUCCACCAAGUCAACGGGCACAAGUUCAUGUCCACUUUCCUCCGUCAGCCCACCUUCUGUUUCCACUGCAAGGAGUUUAUCUGGGGUGUUUUUGGAAAACAAGGUUACCAGUGUCAAGUGUGUACGUGUGUAGUUCAUAAACGAUGCCACCAGCUGGUUGUGACAGUUUGCCCACGCAUGAAGAAAUCAACCAAAGAGCAGGAUACAACUCAAGGUUUCAGCAUCAACGUCCCUCACAAGUUCAACAUCCACAACUACAAGUCUCCUACUUUCUGUGACCACUGUGGUUCGCUGCUGUGGGGAAUAGUUCGGCAGGGCCUGCAUUGCAAAAUCUGUAAAAUGAAUGUUCACAUCCGCUGCAAAGGCAACGUCGCCCCGAACUGCGGGGUGAACAGCGUGGAACUGGCCAACAAGCUUGCAGAGAUGGGUCUGCAGGCCGGAGGGCUCUCCAAACGAAACACCAUGGUUAAAGAGCUGAGCAGGCCAUCAUCUGAGAGCCGGGUGAGUACGAAUUCGGAAGUUCAACCAGAGACCCCUCGGCUGGGAAUUUCAAACUUCACUUUCCUUCAAGUGCUUGGCAAGGGCAGCUUCGGCAAGGUGAUGCUGGCCAAACUAAACGGCAAAGAUCACGUCUUCGCCAUCAAGGUGUUGAAGAAGGACAUCAUCCUGCAGGAUGACGACGUCGAGUGCACCAUGACGGAGAAGCGGGUGCUGUCGCUGGCCUGCUGUCACCCAUACCUCACGCAGCUUUACUGCUGUUUCCAAACACCGGACCGUCUCUUCUUUGUGAUGGAGUUUGUGAACGGAGGCGAUCUUAUGUUCCAUAUCCAGAAAUCCAGGAAAUUUGAAGAGGGCAGAGCACGUUUCUACACAGCGGAGAUCACUUCAGCCCUGAUGUUCCUGCACAGCAAAGGCAUCAUUUACAGGGACCUAAAACUGGACAACGUUCUCCUGGACAAAGAUGGUCACUGUAAGCUGGCAGAUUUCGGCAUGUGCAAGGAGGGCAUAUUGGACGGCAUGGCGACAGGGACUUUCUGCGGGACUCCGGAUUAUAUUGCCCCCGAGAUCCUGCAGGAGAUGCUGUACGGCCCGUCUGUGGAUUGGUGGGCGCUCGGCGUGCUGCUGUAUGAGAUGCUGUCAGGACACGCCCCCUUCGAGGCUGAAAAUGAAGACGACCUCUUUGAAUCCAUCCUCAACGAGGAGAUUGUUUAUGCCUCCUGGCUCAGCACGGAGGCGGUCAACAUCCUCAAAGCUUUCCUGACCAAAAACCCAGCGCGGCGUCUCGGCUGUGUGUCGUCAGAAGGAGGCGAGAACGCAGUGAUCAGCCACUCCUUCUUCACUGGCAUCGACUGGGAUAAACUAAAUAGCAGAGAAAUAGAGCCACCCUUUAAACCAAGGAUUAAAACGCCUGAGGACGUGAACAACUUUGACCCAGAUUUCACCCAGGAGGAACCCACGCUCACGCCUAUCGAUGACCCCAUGAUCUCUUCCAUCAACCAGGAGGAGUUUAGAAACUUUUCCUUCACUUCACCUGAGCUACUAGCGAUCUGAGAGGCUCUCCUGUCCUUCCCUUGUCAUUUUUCUACCGUUUUUCCUGCCUGUGUCUACAGCAAUUCCUUGUACUUUGUUGCUGUUCCAAUCCCCAGAAAUGUGAGAAGUGGGAGUAAGAAAGAUGUUGACAGCUCCGCAAGAAACCAGGCUGUAACUGAGCUCCUUAGCACUCCUGUGUAAUCUCGGACCCUGCAGUUUGGUCAGAUUGAGAAAUCUUCCUAGUUUUUAGCUUCAUCAGCACAUUCACCGUUUCAAGUGUCUACAGGAUGUGUUUGAGAUGCUGUUGUAUUGUAAUGGAGUUACUUCACUUUUCUUCAAAUGAAAAAGCACUUUUUAAAAAAAAAUAAAAUUUCACUGAGUCCA